Messenger RNA from Periophthalmus magnuspinnatus, 4694 nucleotides. It is a transcript of the gene ralba, whose product is annotated as v-ral simian leukemia viral oncogene homolog Ba (ras related). Gene Ontology annotation, cellular component: plasma membrane. Gene Ontology annotation, biological process: Ras protein signal transduction. Bases 209 to 832 code for a protein of 207 amino acids. Gene Ontology annotation, molecular function: GDP binding; GTPase activity; GTP binding. The transcript has 5 exons. NCBI's taxonomy places the organism in Eukaryota, Metazoa, Chordata, Actinopteri, Gobiiformes, Gobiidae. The record is from RefSeq and is a predicted model, not a curated record.
AUGUGUAGUUGUACUUCCGGAAGGUGGGGUUUUGUUUCAGGGGGAGCGGUUUGCUUUGGAGAUCCAAUGCCUCAAUAUGCGCUUUUAAUGCGGCACGGUUCGAGAUAGUAUUACCGGGAAAAGAAAUAUCACUCCUGCAUUUAUUGUGUAAGUGACAGGGGGAGCAUCUUAUGUGUGAGAUAGUGUGAAAGUGACAGAAGAAUCCAAGAUGGCGACCGGAAAGAAUAAAAACCAGAGCUCAUUGGCGCUGCACAAAGUGAUCAUGGUUGGGAGUGGAGGAGUGGGCAAGUCGGCACUCACUCUGCAGUUUAUGUAUGACGAGUUUGUGGAGGACUAUGAGCCCACAAAGGCGGACAGUUACAGGAAGAAGGUGGUACUGGACGGAGAUGAGGUGCAAAUCGACAUUUUGGACACAGCUGGACAGGAGGACUACGCUGCCAUCCGAGACAACUACUUCCGGAGUGGAGAGGGCUUUCUGCUGGUCUUCUCCAUCACAGAGCAGGAGUCCUUUACUGCCACUGCUGAGUUCAGGGAGCAGAUUUUGCGAGUGAAGGCCGAAGAGGACAAAAUCCCUCUUCUGGUGGUGGGAAACAAGUCCGACCUGGAAGACCGGAGACAGGUAUCUGUGGAGGCGGCCCGGGGUAAAGCCGAAGAGUGGGGUGUCCAGUAUGUGGAGACAUCUGCCAAAACUAGAGCCAACGUUGACAAGGUGUUUUUUGACCUGAUGCGUGAAGUACGAGGCAAGAAGAUGUCCGAAAACAAAGACAAAAACGGCAAAGGAAAGAACAAAAAGAACAAGAAGAGCUUCAAGGAAAGAUGUUGUUUACUUUAAGCUUUCUUUUUAAUAGACCUUAACAAAUCACAUCACACACCUGUGGAGGACAUGCUUGCCCAAUCAUCGUCAUUUACUUUUUUUUUUUUUUUUUUAAAGGUGCACAGUGUAACUUUUCUCGGAGUGCACGUCCACCAACUUGUCUCCAUGGAGAUGUCAUUGCUUUUCCUGGAAAGUAUGGUGUUAAACUUGUGUAUCUUCCAUUUAUUCCAUUACAAGUGUUUAGUAAAGCUUCAUUUUGUCUUCAGUUUUAAACAGGUACACCACUCCGUCCAGUAGUAGACAGUAUACGAUCAGUCACAUACAACCUCUCCAAGUCAAAACAAGACCUCAAAUAAGAAUAAAUAUAAGAACUCAAAACCACUGGCAAAAGGCCUAAAGCACAUCAUCAUAAAACCAGAUAAAAUGUUCCGCGAUGUCAUAUCUCUGUUCACACAACCCCGGCUGAAGCCACACUCAACAUUGUUCAUAAUAGACUCAGUCAGGACAAAUCACUCCAAAAAAGAACCCAACUCAAAAUAGAAAAUAUAAUGACCCUAAUGAGAUUUGUAGCCACAUCCACUUACUUUCAAUACCAAAGAACCAUAUACAAACAAAAAGAAUGAUUCACCAUGGGAGACCCACUGUCAGCAAUCAUGAGCUAAUUUUUCAUGGAAGACCUGAAACAACAAGCCAUUGCCACAGCACCAAUAGACUGCAGGGUCACACUCUGGAAAAGCUACAUUGAUGACAUUUUGGAAAAAAAAUCAAAGCCAGCUACAUACAACAGCUCACAGACCACCUGAACACCAUGAACCACACUGGCAACAUCAAAUUCACACAUGAGGAGGUGCAAAACAAAGAAAGAAAUAAUCAUUUUUUUAAGUUAAAUAAUAGUUUAACUUAAAAAGAGGCAGAGAAAAAACAGGCACAAAACUCAGAAAAACACACACACAAAAAAAGAAAAAGAACAUUUACAAGAUUAAAACACCUCCAAUAGUCAGUCUGCCACACAUCAGGGAGGUUACAGCACACAUAGAGAGCCAUGAAAUAAACACAACAUCUAUACAAAGGUCAAACUACACAUGAAACUCAGACACUUAUUAAAGAAACCAAGCCAAUGUGACACUUCUGAGGAAGUAGCUGAACCUUUCAGUCAUAUGCACAGCUAAACAGAACAGUUUUGAGACUGAAUUUAAACAUUGUCAAAGUAGAGGCCUGUCUCACAUCUUCAGGAAGACCAGGGUUUUUUAGGUGCAUAAAACUGAAACUCUGAUUCACCAUGUUUAGCCCUGACUCUGGGCACCAGCAGGAGGCUGGUCCCUGAAGUCCUCAGAGUGUAAGAUAGUUCAUAUGGCACUAACUUGACAGAGAUGUACUUUGGACCUAGGCCAUGAAGAGACUUGUACAUAAGCAGAGCUGCUUUAAAUUCUAUUCUGAUUUACAGGAAGCAGACACCUGAGCACAGGACUUAUGUGCUCAUACUUCCUGGUUGUAGUCAGGACCCGAGUAGCAGCGUUCUGGAUGUACUGCAGUUGAAAAGCUGGUAAACAACUGCUCCUGUCUGAUAGAUCAUUUUAAAGCCAUACUGAUGGAACUUUUUUUAGCAAAGCACAAGCAGUGACAUCUCCAAGGAGACGAGCAGUUAGCUGACUCUACAUUGGAAAAGUUACAUAGUGUAGCUUUAACAGAAGCUGCGUCAUAAUUUAGUGCCGAUGGAAUGCUGUCAACCCCUUUGCCAUUGAAUCAAGUUUAAGCUGCUCUUUGAUGACCAUUCUGACCUGGAUUGCCCAUUGUAAGUCUAUGGUCAAACUGCUACUGACACUAAGGCCCUUGCUGCUUUUACAUGGGUGGUUUUAAAAGCACAUAAUUUUUUUUUCUGUUUGUGCAUCGUGUUAAUAGGAAAAUUGGGAGUUGUUUGAAAUGCCUGUCAGAAGUAGAGCAAGAAUGAUACUUUUGUUUGUGUCUGUUUUAUGUAAAUGACUGCUCAAAUUCAUAGCAACAUAAGCAGUAGAAGCCACAGUCAACAUGUUUGUCAUGCAUAAUUUAAUGUCACACUGUAAAAUGAUGUUUUCUGUAACCUUGUUACCAGUGAUCAGGUGAAACAAUAUGACCACUUGUUUUAUGCAGUGCCAUAUGCAACAAGUACAAUGUGAACUUGCAUUUACUUAAUUAUUGUCUAUAUCCUUACAUCUCAAUGUUAACAAAAUAUUUACUUUUGCGCAAACACUCCCAUCAUUGAAGAAUUAUUUGCUUUUUCCUUUCUGGAGUUAGCUUUAUAGCACUACUCCUUACCACUAUAGCUGCAACAGUUAAUUGUCUAGUUGACUGAUAAAGAUCCCAGAUUGAUAUGUAGAACUCUAUUCAGAAGGCUACACAUAUCAAUCUGGUGAGAACAGAUUAGCCCUGCAUAUCACUAGAGGCUAUACCAUUUUUGAGCAGGUAUUCUGUUGCCAUAAGAGUACUGUUUUUACCAAAUGCCUGAAAAGAGGGCUGUAACAUGGUGUGUGAAAACGGGAAUAUAUAACAAGGGUAUAGCAAUGGUCUAACUACGCUGCUCCAAUCAUUUUUACUAUUCAACUCAGUGAUACUGCCUUCAAGUCAAACCACAAUUGUCUACCUUAUAUAUUGUGUUGAUUUUAUUCUUAAGUCUAUAGCUGAGCCCCUCUUAUUUUCUGUAUUGUAUCUACUAUCUAAAUAUUUAUUGCUGCUGGUGUAUCCAUUGCCUUGUUCAUUGAAAAGUCAAACCUCAGUAGAUGUUAUAACUGAACCAUUCGUACAUUAGUAAAGUGUAAUUCAAUUUAAACACUGCCAUAGGAGCACACAUUGCCAAACGGGUUAUUUAGUAUUAUGUUUUUUGGGGGGUUUUUGGCCUUGAGAGGACACCUGGUGCUUAAUACAUGCAACUAUUCCCUUUUGAAUAAUACCACUGCCUUCUCAUAUUGGUCUUUUAUAUUGCUUGCAUAUUAAAUACGGCUUCACAAUAUUCCAUUAAAUUUAAACAUUUUAAAUAACUCCUUCAUUAAAUUCCAUUAGAUUAGAAUCUACUUGAAAAUGAAUCUUUCCUUCCUUCUCAAUUUUCCUAGUACAGAAUUGCAUUAUUAUGUCAGAUGCUUUUCCUGGUGUUACACGAUUGAUCCAAGCUUGGCACCAGCACAAACUGUAUAUCGGCUGCCUGGUGACCCCCAGUGGUUUGAUUAUGCAAGUAAUAUUUAUGUUUUGCCUACCUUUGUUCUUAUAGAUCAUAAAUAAACUAGCAACUGCACAUGUUAUGAAGAUAGUAAUUGCUCAGAUUUUGGUGACAUAUUUCAAUUGGAAGAUUCAUUUGUUAUAUUGUGCUGCCCUAAUUUUAAAAUGUUAGUUGGCUAUUUUUUGUAAAAUGCAACAUUUCUAUUCAACUUGGAUUUGUAUUCAUUCUCAUUUCCACCAUGUUUUUGUUUUAUUGUAGUCACAACUCCUCCACAUCUUUUAAUGCAAGGCAGGUGCUGACAAUCUAGUAAGCCGUCUUCUCUCCUGUACAUUUUGAUGGUGCAUAAACCACUUAUUUUUCCCUUCUCAAAACAUGCACUACAUUCCCAAUGCCUACAAAACAGGACUUGCCAUGCUAAAAGUCAAAAUGCUGAAGAGUUGUAUGUACGUGCCAACCCACACAGUGCAAUGAAAGAAGUUUGUUUUUAAAUGGUUGUAUGCAAAGGUGUGCUACCUUUUCGUUUGAGUGCUGCCACAUCGAGGGUGCCAUGUAGUAACUGUCAUUUGUGGAAAUACUUUGGAAAAGAAGAUGUCUCUAUACCACUGCCUAAAACCUUUUUUGUAAUUUGUCCUUCCAUUUCCUUUGACUAUUGUGAGUAUGCUUUUACCUCUGGGCUGUGAGGCCGAAGCAAAA